Messenger RNA from Tigriopus californicus, 3157 nucleotides. RefSeq names its product endoplasmin-like (gene Gp93). Gene Ontology annotation, molecular function: ATP-dependent protein folding chaperone; ATP hydrolysis activity; ATP binding. NCBI's taxonomy places the organism in Eukaryota, Metazoa, Arthropoda, Copepoda, Harpacticoida, Harpacticidae. The transcript has a single exon. Bases 169 to 2592 code for a protein of 807 amino acids. Gene Ontology annotation, biological process: protein folding. The record is from RefSeq and is a predicted model, not a curated record.
GGCAUCGAGACCGCACUCACUCACUGUACACACACACACACCGGAGGUCGAAGUGUUAAGACCGGUAGAGGAACGUCAUCCACAAUCUGUCCAUUGGGAGCUCUUGGAGUCUUCACAAGUUCACAUCCAGAUAUUAGAGAUUGUCCACGGUGAACAAAGGCCCUGACCAUGUGGAAAAAUCAAACUUGGGGACUCGUGGUCCUGCUGGUUUGCCUCUCUUUGGUCCCGAUCUCUUCGGUGCGGGCUGAGGAAAACCAAGACGACGAAUUGAAAACCGAGACCGUGGUGGAGGAUUUGGGCUCAUCGCGGGAUGGAUCCAAGACCGACUCCGAGGUGGUCAACCGAGAGGAAGAGGCUAUCAAGUUGGAUGGGCUUUCGGUUAAAGAGAUGAAGGAAUUGAGGGAGAAAUCGGAAAAGCACCACUUUCAAGCUGAGGUCAAUCGGAUGAUGAAGCUGAUCAUCAACUCGUUGUACCGCAAUAAGGAGAUCUUCUUGAGAGAGUUGAUCUCGAACGCCUCCGAUGCCUUGGACAAGAUCCGAUUACUCUCACUCACCGACAAGAGCGUGCUUAGAGGCAAUGAAGAUUUGAACAUCAAGAUCAAGGCCGACAAGGAGAAUCAUGUGCUCACCAUCACGGAUACGGGUAUUGGUAUGACCAAGGCGGACUUGAUCGCCAAUCUGGGAACAAUUGCUAAAUCCGGCACGGCCGAUUUCUUGAGCAAGCUCCAGGAUGCGUCCAAUAGUCAAGAGAUGACCGACUUGAUUGGCCAAUUCGGUGUGGGAUUCUACUCCUCGUUCUUGGUAGCUGAUAAGGUCAUCGUCACUUCCAAGCAUAAUGACGACAAGCAAUACAUCUGGGAAUCGGAUGCCAAUAGCUACUCGGUGGUGGAGGAUCCCCGUGGUGAUACUCUGGAACGAGGAACCCAAAUCUCGCUCUUCCUUAAGGAGGAGGCUUAUGACUACUUGGAGCAAGAUACUGUCAAGGAUCUGAUCAAGAAAUACUCGCAAUUCAUCAACUUCAACAUUCACAUGUGGGCUAGCUCCACCAAGACCGUUGAGGAGCCCCUAGAUGAUGACGAAGAGCCCGCUGAGAAGCCUGAGGAGAAGACCGAUGAGGAUGAAGAUGCCGCAGUUGAAGAAGAAAAAGAGGAGGAAGACAAGCCAAAGACCAAGAAGGUAGAGAAGACCACAUGGGACUGGGAACUGAUCAACAAUUCCAGGCCCAUCUGGACCCGUAAGCCCAACGACAUUGAGAUCCCCGAGUACAGCGAGUUCUACAAGUCCAUCACCAAGGACACCAAUGGUCCCUUGACUUACACGCAUUUCGUGGCUGAGGGUGAGGUCACUUUCAAGUCUCUGCUCUUUGUCCCCGUCAACCAGCCUUCCGAGACCUUCAACAAGUAUGGUGCCACCACUGAGAACAUCAAGCUGUACGUUCGACGAGUCUUCAUCACCGACGACUUCAAGGACAUGAUGCCCAGCUACUUGUCGUUUGUCCGAGGCGUGGUCGACUCGGAUGAUUUGCCUUUGAAUGUUUCGCGAGAAACUCUUCAGCAGCACAAGCUCCUGAAGGUGAUCAAGAAGAAGUUGGUUCGUAAGACUUUGGACAUGAUCAAGAAGAUUGACGCCGAGAAGUACCCUUUGUUUUGGCAAGAGUUCUCCACCAACAUCAAGUUGGGUGUCAUUGAAGAUGCCGCCAACCGAUCCCGUUUGGCCAAGUUGCUUCGAUUCCCGUCCUCCGAGGGCAAGCUCGCCUCUUUGGCCGAGUACGUAGAGCGCAUGAAGGACAAGCAAGAGCAGAUCUUCUACAUGGCUGGUUCUUCCAAGGCCGAGGUUGAGGCCUCUCCCUUCGUAGAGCGUCUCUUGAAAAAGGGAUAUGAAGUGCUUUACCUAACUGAGGCCGUGGACGAGUACGCCAUCUCUGCUUUGCCCGAAUUCGAGGGUAAGAAGUUCCAGAACGUGGCCAAGGAAGGAUUUAGCUUGGAUGGCGAGACUGAGGCUGCCAAGCAACGCAAGCAAGAGCUUAAGGACAAAUUGGAGCCCUUGACCAAGUGGCUUCAAGAAGAUGCCCUCAAGGACCACAUCCUUCGAGCUGAGGCUUCCGAGCGCUUGGACAAGUCUCCUUGUGCAUUGAUCACCUCCCGAUUUGGCUGGACCGCCAACAUGCAACGAAUCAUCUCCUCGCAAACCCAUUCCAAGACCAACGAUAUGCAGCGAGACUACUACCUCAACCAAAAGAAGGCUUUGGAAAUCAAUCCCCGUCACCCAUUGAUCAAGGAGCUCCUCCGACGUGUCGAAGACAAUCCUGACGACCAAGUGGCCAAGGACAUGGCUCUGAUGAUGUUCAACACCGCCACCCUCCGAUCCGGUUACAUGCUCAAAGACACGGUUGAUUUCGCCACCCACAUCGAAAACAUGAUGAGAGACACUUUGGGUAUCGACAAGGACGAACAGGUCGAAGAAGAGGAAGAGAUUCCAGAAGACGAGCCCGUUGAAGAUGAGGACGACGAGGAUGAAGAGGAAGACGAAGACGAGGAUGAGGAGGAAGAGGAGAACGCCGAAAUCGACACAGAGCCUAGGGAUGAACUGUAAAGUAGUAUAUCCUGAAGCAAUCGGAUGAGGCGAUCUGCAUCUUUAUCUCAAAACCAAACCGGACGCCAAGGAUGAUCAAAAAAUGUGGAAGUGGAACAAAUCGAUGGUUUGAUCUACUUCCUCACACCAUCCCAAGCCUCCGCAUGGGUUGCCUUUUAGCCACCUUUGUCCUUUCCUUCCCUCCCCACACCGCCCCACCCCGCCCCGCCCUCUAACCGAAACUUCUGGUUUCGCAAUUGUGAUAUUUGUUGAUGACAUCAUCUUUUUGUUUCUCCAUUUUAUUGAUUAAGUCAUCAAAUUGUGCCGUUAGCUCCAUUGGUCAGCCAGCAUGAUGUGUAUUUGGUAUGAAUGAGGGUUUUUGUUAAAAUCCCAACCAUCCUGGUUUUCUUUUUCGUCUCAUGAUCGAGUGUUUUGAUUAUGACAUGUUGCCUUGUUUAGUAUCAUUGAAUUAUUAUUCAGUGAUACUUGGAAUGAUGAAACAACCCGCCUCUUUUUUAUUCGCAAUUGAAAAAAGAACUAAGUUUGAUAAUGCCGGAAAUAAAAAGAAACACUCAUUAAAUAUUAA